AGAGAUUUCGGAAGCAAGGCCAGCAGAUCACCCGUCGAGAUGUACGAUCGCCGUCGAUUCUUCCCGAGAACAUAUCGACUCAAUUACGAAAUCGGGAACUCCUUGUAUUCGAAGCAGAUCGCCGACCUCAAUGCUCGAGCAGGGUCUAUUUCAACGAGUCUGAUCUAUCCGCACUGGAGUGUGCGAGACGAUCUGUACGUACAUGAGAGCAUUUACGGGAAACGGAGUCGAGAUCUCAUCCGGAACGACUGGAGACAUACGGCCCAUUUUCAUGACCGACUCGUUUCGACUGCCUUGCCGAAGGAAGACUUCUCGAAGUAUUGGAGGACCGACGGUACCUACUGGCGUCGGCUUUGGCCAUCAACGGACUCUUUCGGACGGACACAUGCUGGCGAAACCGUCCGUUGGGUAGAGCAGUCGCGGACACGUGAGAAGCACGUCGAAUGGGAACGACAGCGGGAGCGAGAGCGCCGCCAAAAACUGGAAGAAAUUUACACGCCGCAAAGAUCGGAAAUCCUUUAUCAGAGACCGAGGAGACACUUGAGUGUGAAAUGGUGA
This is a messenger RNA of Galendromus occidentalis (western predatory mite), 558 nucleotides long. RefSeq lists its product as uncharacterized. Bases 40 to 558 code for a protein of 172 amino acids. The record is from RefSeq and is a predicted model, not a curated record. The transcript is spliced from 4 exons. NCBI's taxonomy places the organism in Eukaryota, Metazoa, Arthropoda, Arachnida, Mesostigmata, Phytoseiidae.